This is a messenger RNA of Pangasianodon hypophthalmus (striped catfish), 2839 nucleotides long. It is a transcript of the gene ch25hl2, whose product is annotated as cholesterol 25-hydroxylase like 2. Gene Ontology annotation, biological process: cholesterol metabolic process; sterol biosynthetic process. The record is from RefSeq and is a predicted model, not a curated record. The transcript has a single exon. NCBI's taxonomy places the organism in Eukaryota, Metazoa, Chordata, Actinopteri, Siluriformes, Pangasiidae. The coding region runs from base 236 to 1141 and encodes 301 amino acids. Gene Ontology annotation, molecular function: C-4 methylsterol oxidase activity; iron ion binding; steroid hydroxylase activity.
CUUAGAUGCACAGAGCUUUUCAGUCCUGCCUCGUUUGGCUCCUCCGUCUGCAGACUAUCUGCCAUUCCAAAAUUCUAUAAACCAUCAGAACCCUUAAAGCCUGAACUGAGAUUCUAACUUUCUUCUAUCUUCUGCAAAGAGCAGCAUCACCUUGACUGGAGCUGGCACGGACACAAUCCAAGCUGUGGGUUUGUCUCCAUUUGUUUGGGUUUGUUUCUCUCUCGAAGAGCACAGAAUGAGUGUGGAGAGGCUCAGCAGGUCUCUUUGGGGUGCGUGGGAUGGCGCAAAUGCAACAUGGCCGCUUCCUGAACAAGCUCUACUCCAGCCUUUCUGGGACUACCUGCGUCAGAGCCAUGCCAGCACUAUCCGUUCUCCACUUUUCCCUGUGCUUCUCUCUGUCUCCACCUACCUGGUCCUUAUCCUUCUCUACACUACUCUGGACCUUCUGGCACCAACGUGGCCAAGUAUUCGCCGCUACCAGCUGCACCCGGAACGCACAGUCACAUGGUCCAACGUGGGCAACACACUAGCACUCACCGCCUACAACCACCUGCUUUACAUCUUCCCGGCGGCCGUGGCACAAUGGCUGUGGCGUCCACCUGUGCCACUUCCGCGCCAUGCGCCCUCACUCACUUCCUUCUUGCUUGGUAUUGUAGGUUGCACAGUGCUUUUUGAUUUCCAGUACUUUGUUUGGCAUCUGCUGCACCACCGCAUUGCUUGGCUGUAUGCCACCUUCCAUGCUGUGCAUCAUCAAUACCGGCAGACAUUCAGCCUGGUCACACAGUACCUGUCAGCGUGGGAGCUUAUCAAUGUGGGCCUGUGGACUACUGUGGACCCAUUACUUCUGAAUUGCCACUGUCUUACUACCUGGGCAUUUAUGGUCUUCAAUGUGUGGGUGUCGGCCGAGGACCACUGUGGCUAUGACUUCCCCUGGGCCUUGCAUCGCCUUGUGCCAUUCGGCCUGUGGGGUGGUGCACCACGCCACGAUGUGCAUCACCUGCAGCCCGGCACCAAUUUUGCUCCCUUCUUCACACACUGGGAUUGGUUGGCAGGCACUGGAAGUGCACCUGUCAAAUUUUGUAACAACAAUGAUCACAACAGCCUGAAAGAGAAUGGACUGAGAUCAGACAAGGGGGUCUGAGAGACUUAUUCAGUGGAUACUCCCUCUUUUUCAAACCCUUCCUCAUAUUUUUCCUAGAAUCCUAUUUUGCUCUUUCAUUGUCCUCAUCCUCAAUCAUUUAGGUCAUUCUGAAUGCCUGUUAGUUGUAAGUGAAAGAGGCUAGACAGUUAAUAUAAUUUGAACGAUGAAUGAUCCAAGCAAACAGACAGAGAGCCUCCUCUCUCUUUCACACCCUUUCUCUUGCUCCAUCUCUCUGGCAUCUAUUUACAGCAGCUCCCUCUAUGUCCUUCACAUCUUUACCCAGAUAGGGUAUUUUGAAUGUUCAAUAAAUUGAGGUAACUGGACUUUUGUGUUAAUCUUGAACCAAUACAAUUUCAACAAUCCAUUCAUGUUAUCUUAUAAAGAUAAGGUCUGGGUGAUAGAUUUUUUGUAUAAGUUCAUUUGUAUGUAAAUGCAAUGAAAUCAAUUAUUAGAAUCCAUAUUGCAUAAUAUAUGGUGGUGUUGAUUAUAGUGCAAAUUGCCACUAACUUACUACUAUUAGACACUUAAUGACCUAAACUAAAGACUUUCAUAAGCAUUCUCUUGUCUAUUUAUCUCAUCUGCUUACUCAGUUAUCAAAAAUAUGAAUUGGACUUUCUAAUUUUUCACUUGUUUAUUAUGGUGUUAUUUUCUUUUAUACCACAGUACUAUUGAAUUCUGAAAUCUGAUUGUUCAGAAGGUGUUGAAUAAUUUUCUAUAACAGCACAGCUCUAAAAAAAAAAACACAGCUGCAGGGCAAAACACAGAUUUCUAUUAAUGCACUCAUUCUAAUAUAUUAUCAAUAUGUUAUCGUUUCUACACUAACAAAAAAAUUACAGGGCCUAAUAAUAAACAUAUUAAUAAAACCUGUUGUUAUUUAACAAAAAAUUUAUAUGAUGAAGUUUUCUGUAAGGUGGCAUUUAUAGAAGAGUCUCUGGUAUCAGCCCUUUGUAUUAAAAAAAAAGAGGUAAAGCUGUAACUUUUCUGCAACAUAAAAGUCUUCGAGACAGACAGGUUUCUCAGUAACAUGCCAUUUUUUUCGUCUUAUUAACUUCAAAAGAGAGAAGAAAACACACACACAUGCAGAAUGCACCAGAUGGUGAGGAAAAGUUUAUAGCGUAUGAAAUAAGUGUACCAAAACUUGUUUCACAGAUGUUCCACAAUAUAAAAAUGUAACUACAUUAAGUGUAGUAACUGACAAGAAGUGCAACAAACCAUUCUUUAAUAAAUCAUUUGUAAUCAUUGGGAAACUGCUGUGGUAUAGGAGGAAUGAAAACACUUUGGGGUGUGCUUUUUUUUUUUUUUUUUUACAAACCAAUCUGUUACUAUAAUAGCACAUCCUAUUUGUUUUUUCCUUACUUAAUUUAACCUUAAAAUUGUCUGCUUGCUGUUCUGUUGAUCAACUGUAUGAGGUGUUUAUUCUUGUGAAGCAUAUAUAUUUUUCUAUUACCUUUUUACUGUUAGUGAGUGGGCAGUCAUACUGGAGGCUGUCUCAGGUCAGCUCUGGCCUUUUGCGCAUUUUCAGAGUGCUACUAAAUCUCCCUGAAUGGCACAAAAGAUAUACACAUGUUCCUACUUGAGGUGGUGUUUAUGAGGUAUAUUUUUCACUAAAUACUGUUCAAUAAAACACUGUUCCUAACUUCUGUCAGGCUGUAGCUUUGUCAAGGUUUGUGUAUGUUUAUUUUUUCAUCAGUGCUACCA